Molecule: messenger RNA, 873 nt
Organism: Pedinophyceae sp. YPF-701
Lineage: Eukaryota; Viridiplantae; Chlorophyta; Pedinophyceae
Source: the annotation of a GenBank genome assembly
AUGGCGCGCGAUGUCAACGACCCCGCCGAGAGCGACGCUAUCGUCCGUGAAUUCGCACCCUUCCUGGAGGAUGCGCUCAAGGCCGGCCGCGGCUUGAAAGGCCGCAGGGAGGAGGCGAUGGUGAACAUCGCGUUGGUCGGCCACCGGGGAGCAGGCAAGUCGAGCCUCGUCAACACGCUGGAUUCGCUGCUGAAGGGACGAGUGUCUCGCCGCGCGCCAGUGGGCGACCUGGGGGGCGGGCCCGUCACGCGGCACGUGCGCCACUAUUGCUUCGCCGCGCAGCAGGGUGUUCCACGCUUGGCCGACAGGCGGCCCGUCCCGCUGAGGCUGUACGACACGUCGGGGGACCUUUUCGCGGCAACGGACGAGCACGGACCGCACGACCUGUUCAACAGGCUCAUGGACGGCCACCUGGGCCAUUGCUUCCCAUGUGACACGGAGGGCGAUGAAGCCGAGUGGAUCAACAACCGGAGCUGGAACAGCUCCCCGAUGCACUCAAAUCAGGGACACGCAUGUUUGCUCGUAGUGUCGAGGGAUGCGAUUCACGACUACAACACGAUGCAAAAGUACAGGUGGAUUCACCAGCACAGCGUGCGCAGUGGGAAAGCGACCUACAUCCUGAUCACGAAAGUCGCCGAGAUGCGUACGCCCGGCGGCCGCGCCCCAGCAGUGUUCAGCCAGGGGACGGCGCAGGAACUCAGAAGCAAGGUGGCUGCGAGCACCGGCUGCAACGCAUCGCGAAUCUUCUGCACGGACCUCAUCGGGUCAUCGGUUGCGCCGCCUACGGAUUCUCAGCGGAACCAGCUGCUCUACAUCAUCAAGCACAUAUUGAGGGCGGUCGAGGACCACCACGCUAUGGAGACGGGCGCGUAA